Messenger RNA from Hevea brasiliensis (rubber tree), 1374 nucleotides. Its product is annotated as calmodulin-7. Gene Ontology annotation, molecular function: calcium ion binding; enzyme regulator activity. The transcript has 2 exons. The coding region runs from base 738 to 1079 and encodes 113 amino acids. The record is from RefSeq and is a predicted model, not a curated record. NCBI's taxonomy places the organism in Eukaryota, Viridiplantae, Streptophyta, Magnoliopsida, Malpighiales, Euphorbiaceae.
CUUAUAUUUAUAUAUAUUUCUAGAUCUAGCUUUGAUUUUGGUGUUUGUGUCUGUCUUAGUCUUAUUUUCUGUAUUUUUCAUUCGUUUUUGCUUGUGGAUAUUUUGAUGGUUGAAUAAUUUUUUCCAAUUUUCAAUUUAUUAUUUGAUCGCUGUUUUGAACUUUUUUUUCUUCGAGAUGCGAAAAUGUUUUUUCCAUUGUUUGGAAAUUGUGUUGCCUUAUAUAGAAAGCAGGAAAUUACUAAAUAUUUGACUCAAUUAAUAAGAUUAAAUUACAAAAUGCAUCCCAUUAUUUCUUAAAAUUCUUACUUUUAAAAUGAAAUUGAAUAUACAUGACACUCUUAAAUUCACACUUGAAUUUUGAUUCAAUUUUGUGAUGUAUAUUUAGUGUUUUUAAUAGAAUCCCAACAAUUUGAAAUUUUUAGCAUUUUUGGUUCUUACCCUCAUUGUGAAUUCUUUUUAGCUAGUGAACGCAAACGUGUAUCCUUUAUGUUAUUAUAUACUUGAUUUGUUCUACGGAUUUGAUAUGUGGCUCUAUGAGUUUCCUGCUGAUUAUUGUACAAACUGAUGUGUUUCUUCUUGUCCUGGCCAUGGCAUCAUGACAAUUUUCUCAAAAAGUGUUGCUCUACAUGUUGGAUACUUGAAACUAUUUGUAAACUCUCGUUGUUGUCACACAUGCUAAGGUCUAUUCAGAAGAUUGAAACAGAGGUUGCAUUACCACAAAGGAGCUUGGGACUGUGAUGAGAUCACUGGGACAGAACCCCACUGAGGCAGAGCUCCAGGACAUGAUUAAUGAAGUUGAUGCAGAUGGGAAUGGAACUAUUGAUUUCCCUGAGUUUUUGAAUCUCAUGGCUAGGAAGAUGAAAGACACCGACUCUGAAGAGGAGUUAAAAGAGGCAUUCAGAGUUUUUGACAAGGAUCAAAAUGGUUUUAUUUCUGCUGCUGAGUUACGCCAUGUGAUGACAAAUCUUGGUGAGAAGCUUACUGAUGAAGAAGUUGAUGAAAUGAUAAGGGAGGCUGAUGUUGAUGGUGAUGGCCAGAUAAAUUAUGAGGAAUUUGUGAAGGUCAUGAUGGCAAAGUGAUUAUCUACUCCCACCAAAACUAAACUGAAAGAAUUCUUAAAAGGUUAAGAAAGUAUUCCUAUUUUUCUUUGUCUUUUUUUUAAUUCUUUUUGUAGGGAUUUUAAUCGAUGCUUUUGGCUCAAAAGGUAGUUGUGAUUGUUCUUAGUGAUGGUCUUUUGGGUGUUUAUUAACGUGCAAGUCUUGCUAAACUAAAUUGUCUUUGGCAAUUUAUGUUUCCAUUUUCUAGUUUCCUUGAACUUGAUCCACUAAUAUUCAAUGCUUUCUGAUUAAUUUUAUUUUGCAUUGAAACCGUGUA